Molecule: messenger RNA, 1303 nt
Organism: Colletotrichum phormii
Lineage: Eukaryota; Fungi; Ascomycota; Sordariomycetes; Glomerellales; Glomerellaceae
Exons: 2
Coding region: 297-962 (221 amino acids)
Source: RefSeq, a predicted model, not a curated record
AUUUGGGAUAAGCCUUUUGCGAGCAGAGGGCAGAAGGGGAAAAGCUUCAGGUCAGGGCCAGGGGUCCCUCUCACUCGCUCGCUCUUGUCGCUCUCUUGCCCGAAGGAACGUGGUGGCUUGCGGCACACGUUGGACUCAUAUUUAUGGCCCAUCCCGUCUCCUUGGGUCGACGUUGAGUACUUCCCCUUGAUUCCUGUCUUGUUCAACUUCACGUCCACUCAUCCCAACGUCCUAUAUCCUCCCGAUAUAUCAACCUAAUACCGUGUAAUACUUACAACAACCACAUAACGUUCACAAUGAAGUUCACACUCGCCCUCGUUGCCGCCGGCCUUGUCGUCGCCCAGGACUUCUCUGGCCAGCCCCAGUGCGCCAUUCCCUGCCUUACGGAUGCCAUCCCCAAGGUCGGCUGCGCCCUGACCGACACCGCCUGCCAGUGCACCAAGGAGAAGCAGGAGGCCCUCGUCCCCGCCGCCGCCUCCUGCCUGCUCGCUGCCUGCAACUCGGCCGACCUCACCAAGGCCCAGUCCGCUGCCGCUGCCGCUUGCGCCGCCUACGCUGCCACCGCCGGCUCUGCCUCGGCCACUUCCGCCGCGGCUUCCGCCGCGGCUUCCGCUUCCGCUUCCGCUGCUGCUUCCUCGGCCGCCGUCUCCGUCUCCGUUUCCGGUGCCGUCUCCUCUGCUCUCGCUUCCGUCAGCGCCAGCGCGAGCGCCGCCCUGUCUUCUGCCUCUGCUUCCGCCUCCGCUAUCGUCACCUCUGCCCGUAACGCCACUGCCCGUAACACCACUGCCUCUGUCAGCAGCGCUACUCCCUCCGCCUCCCGCACCGCCUCUACUGCCUUCACCGGCACUGGCACCGGCGCCAGCGCCACUGCUUCUUCCACCGGCAACGCUGCUCCCCAGAGCGGCGUCGCUGUUGGUGGCCUUGCUAUUGCCGCCAUUGCUGGUAUCGUUGCUGCUCUGUAAGGGGUCGCCACUUGACGAUGGUUAUGGGAGAGGUUUACCCCCUGAAAAGGGGUAGCAUGUAUGGACAUAUUGUGUCGAUGAAACUACGCCACAGGGAUUGGAUGUGUAGGAUGAUUUAAAGCAAUGGGCACGUCUAGACUUAAUGAGGAUGGGCGGAGGAAUGGGAAAGAAGAAAAAGUUCAUGAUCAUGGCCUGUUUUGUUGCUGUUGGCGCAACUGUCUAGCAAAGACACAGGGUAACAUACUUUCUAAUCGAAUAUACCAAAUAUACAAGAUCAACAACACCAUUGCUUCCUCGUGGAACUGCCCACCGUCACAGCCAUCGUUUUCGCUCGUUCCGUG